Molecule: messenger RNA, 10400 nt
Organism: Gambusia affinis (western mosquitofish)
Lineage: Eukaryota; Metazoa; Chordata; Actinopteri; Cyprinodontiformes; Poeciliidae
Gene: mgaa
Product: MAX dimerization protein MGA a
Exons: 29
Coding region: 156-9482 (3108 amino acids)
Biological process (GO): positive regulation of DNA-templated transcription; cell fate specification; regulation of transcription by RNA polymerase II
Cellular component (GO): nucleus
Molecular function (GO): DNA-binding transcription factor activity, RNA polymerase II-specific; protein dimerization activity; RNA polymerase II cis-regulatory region sequence-specific DNA binding
Source: RefSeq, a predicted model, not a curated record
UGAAUGGUCCUCAUGUGCACGCCAGACCGAUGGAAUUAUCGACGAUAAGGACGGAUUUGAUGUGGCAUCAGGACACACUCCGUGUGCUCCUAUAGGCAGAAGGAUGCCAUCUUGAAAUAUUAUGCCGAGAAGUGGGAUCCUUCAGGGGUCGGUUCAUGGCCUCUUCGAAGACUCGUCAAGGUAUGGUAAUCCUGAAGGAAGGGGCGGCAGCCCCUGCAGCAGCUCCAACGGCUGAUCAUUCACCUGCAUGUCUGGUGGCUGUAAGACCAGGAAAGGUGCAAAACAGUGGGACUGUCCAGGGCAUCUGUGUGUCCACUGGUGAAGCAAAUAUUAGUGGGAAACACAAGAUGCACCCAGCCAAGGAGGCCAUCAUGAAGAUGGGUGAACUCAGGCAUCCCACCUGUAUAAACUCUCCUGAUGUCCUGUCACCUGACUGCGUCUGUAAAGAUGUCAAAGUGACACUAGACAACAACGGCAUGUGGAAUGAGUUCUAUAAAUGUAGAACAGAAAUGAUUCUGACCAAGCAAGGGAGCAGAAUGUUCCCUUACUGCCGCUUCCGCGUCACUGGCUUGCAGUCGUCAAGGAAGUACUCUCUGGUCAUGGACGUUGAGCCUUUAGACAACAGUCAGUAUAGGUGGACGGGUGAGAGCUGGCAAGUUUGCCGAAAAGCAGAGCGUCACGUGAGGAGUAAGCCUUUCGUUCAUCCAGACUCCCCAGCAACAGGUCAGCACUGGAUGCAGAGUCCAGUGUCCUUUUACAGACUGAAACUCACAAACAACACCUCAGACCAGGAGGGGAACAUUAUCCUGCAUCCGAUGCACCGCUAUUUACCGCAACUGCAUGUGGUCCAGGCAGACAAAGCCAUAGAAGACUUUAGACUGAACGGUCCCAAUGUUCUCACUUUCACUUUCCCCCAGACUGAGUUUAUAACGGUCACCACAUACCAAAACCCCCAGUUUACCCAGCUGAAGGUGAACUACAACCCGUUCGUUAAAAAACUGAAGGAGGACCGGGUCAAUACAUGUGGCUUAAGACUCAAAGGAAACGCGGACAAAGAUUCGAAUAGUUACGAAGGUAAGACGAACACUGAGCAGCAUCCCGUGAAGAAGAGCUUAAAGAUUUUGCUGGCAAACCACAAACCCAAAAAUUCAAAAGCAUUGGACGUGAAACUAUCACCGCCAAAAGAGCCUCAGGAAAAAUCCACAACGAGCAACACGCAGCCAACCGCCACCACUCCAGUGGAAAGUCCCAGCAGCAGUUCACGUCCAGUUCCGAAGUUAAUUUCCGAGCUAAUUUGCGAGGCUCAUGUCUCACUGCAGAGAUGUCACAAAGAGCAACGUGGCAGCAACCACAGCAACUCCUCUGGAGCGGCACAAGGCAACACUACGUCCACAACUUUGACAAACAGACUGACUAAACAGAAUAUUGCUCACAAGAACAAUGGAUCUCUCACUACAUUCCCUAGGAAAAGUUCCACUGUUGAAACAACCAGACAUAUCAAAGACAACGAACAUCUGUCUAACUCUAACUCUAUUGCUGAUGCCAGAACAGUCUGCUCCUCUGCUGCUCCUAUAGAAGAGGAGGUUUCCUCGAACAAAUCACACCAACAAUGUAACGUAGGUGCCGAGUCGGAUGUGAAGCAACAGAAACGACCAGCUCGACUGCCCCUACCAGCACUUGCACUUUUUUUAAAGCAACAUUCAACAAAAUCUAAGAAGGCAAAGAACACACCAGAGUCUGCUCCUCAAGCACCUCUGCCUGAGUCCAGUGGUUCUCUGAGUCCUGCUGCAGCGCCUCAACAGGAAACCAGCAUCAAGCCCAUCAUGGAGGACUGUGGAGCAAACGAUCUUCUGCCAGAUGAAAAGCUUUUAAAUGUUGCUGAACAAACAGCUGAAAGGAAUCCCUCCAGCCCAUCCGGUCCAGACCUUUUCACUGCUUCAGAUGCAGCAGUUUCAGAUCCAAAAGCUAAAGAUCCCUUCAUCACAAUUUCUGAAUGUUUAAGCUCAGAGUCGACAGCCCCUGACCAUAAAGCAUUGAUAUCCAACUCUGAGAAUACAUUCGACUCACUUGAGAUGUCUGCACUCACCCUUUCCACAUCGUCUACCUCUGGAUCACCUGAUUUGUCCUUGCAUUUCAGUACGGCGGUGUCUCUCCCAGACUCCCCCAAAGCAGCAGCAGCAGAGUCCUCCUCACUACCUUCAGGCUCCCGCUCCUUGAAGAUCGACUCUCUGCUUCCGGACCCUCAGUGUUCCUCGUUCGACUUUGACCCUUUGUCGCCAGCGAGCUCCCCAGAACCUUUACCUCCUCUCCCAGCCUCAUUAGCUUUAGAACUUGACUCUGCAACAUCUGCUGCAGCGAGUACUCCGGACCCCCAACACUGCAGAAACUCAUCAGUCUUUAAAUGGCAUACAGUGUUACCUCUGUCUGGGACAUAUGCAAGCUCGUCUUUCACAACAUUACAGCCCCAGCAGCAGUCGACUCCUGUAAUGUCGGUCACUUCGCCUUUGUUGUCCUGCUUUCCUGAGCCACAGAGUGUUAUAUCUUCGACGCAGACCACUCCAAAAGACUCCAUUCCAUCAUUUCAAGACAGUGAACAGUCUCUGCCUUUCCCUGCAGAGCUGUCCCCCCUCGCCCUCCAGCUCCCGCUGUCUCCAACCUUCUCUUCUUUGGAUGAAGACGGCUUGUCGCCCACAACUUCCCUCUCAGAGCUUGUGCACUUUUUCUCCACCGACGACAUCGGGGUGGAGUUUUCCAACACGGACACGGCGGCCAUGACCAGCCAGCCUUUGCCAGUUUUGGAACCAGCGCGGCCCUCUGUGCCGGUCCUGCCAGUCUCAAGCAGCAAGCCCUGCAAGAGAAAGAAGUCAACGAAGCUGGCCAGGUUGGAGGUGGGUCAGGCUGGGAAUGAGUACAGGAGUAAGCAGCCCAAAAUUGAAGAGGUUGAGGAGCAGCUUUUUGUCUCUUUCACCUCAAAGGAGGCCCUAAAACUCCACACUGCUGAGUCAUCUGAAGAGCUGCUCCCUGACCCUCAGCUGACCCCUGACCCCAAACCUGAUGAAGAGGCGGACGACGACAGCAGCAGCAGCAGGGCAGAGGGUCUGGAGGAGACAAUCGCGGUUCAUGAGGCGACUCUUCUUCAAGACUUGAAGCUUAUGAAACACAGGCAGGUCAUCCACCCUGUGCUGCAGGAAGUUGGUCUUAAGAUGACCCUCCUGGAUCCGGCGCUGUCCAUUGACCUGCAGUACCUGGGAGUCUCUCUUCCCAUCCCCCUUCCUGGAGUCGUUAUGGAGCCACUGACCCAGACGACCCCAUCCUCUCAGGGGGUUUUUGCUUCAUUUCAGUCCAGAACUGGAAAAACGACAGAUUUGACCCAGAUUAAAGGCUGGAAGGAGAAGUUUACCCCAUCAGAGGCCGAAUCAACCUCUGCUCCCAGACCUGAAGCUGGUCCCAGUGCCGACCUGCCAAAGAAGAACCUGUCUGCGUUCUGCAGCGACAUGCUGGACGAGUAUCUGGAGUCGGAGGGGAAGCUGAUCGACGAGCGCGCCUCCAGUUUCUCCCAGCCGCCAGCAGAAGCGCCGUCCUAUCGGCUCCCUGUGAGCAGCACCAGCUACGUCCGGACUCUGAACCACAUCCUGAAGAAGCCCUCAGCCGGCUCGCCCGCCUCAGACAUCAUAUCCGGAUUCAUCCCGCCGUCGAAGAGAUCACGACUCAAAGAGAGCGCAGCCGGCCGGAGGGCGGAGAGGAAACCCAGAGGUCCCAAACCGAACAGAAUCAAAGCUGCUGGUGCUGCUUCGGUCUUUCCAGCAGCAGUGGAGUUGCCGUACUCCAUGCCUGGUUCUCUGACCACAGAACCUCUGAACGGGCCUGCUUUUACAAAGAGGAGGAGGCUGAAACCCAGAGCGUCCUCUCAGACCCUCAGUGUGUCCACGCUGCUCAACGUGUCUGAGGAGAUGGCUCCGCUGGAGUCCGACUCUGAGCUCAAACCAGACUCAGUGAGGAAGCAGCCGUCCAGUCAGUCUGUGGAUGGCCAGAAAAAGGAGAGCAGAGUCACGGUGACCCGGGCCUACGCCAGGCUCAAGGAGCUGGAGGACAGCGUGGUUCUGGAGGGCCGCUUCCAAACCAACAUCACCGCAGAGAGGGCCACCGUCGCCCUGAUGUCCCUCUUCACUCAAACUGGUUUUGUGAGAGAGAAUCCGACGGCUCCGAUCAAGCUAAGGCAGAGACAAGCUCUGAACUGUCUGAACGAGUUCUGCAGGCUGGGGUGCGUCUGCUCCAGUUUGUCUCACUGUUCCAGGAUCAGCCACUGCGGCCGGCCGCUCUGCAUGUUCGGCUGCGGCUGCCUUAAGCAGAAGGUGGUUCUGCUCAAGAACCUGGACAGCUCCGACGCCAGCCCCUCCUCCCUGCAAUGCAAACCCAAGAAGAAGAGGAGAAGGAUGAUGAAGAUGGCCUAUGUCCUGAAAGAGGCGGAGACCGUGGCCCACCCUGCGGAGCGGGUCCGGACCCUGUGGAGGAAGAACGCUGACGCCUCUGAUCCAGAGCCAGUCCAUGCGCCGGAUGUGGCUCCCUUUCUUCAGCCACCUUCUAUUCAGGUGAGAAGGAAAUAUCGCAGCAGCUGUGCCAGAGUUCGAAGUUUCAUCAGGAAGACGCAGAAACAGAAGGAGGAAGAAUCCAAAAAGCUGAUGUCAUUCAGGCAAAAAGAUGCAGAACUGAAAGUCCAUAAACAUGGAGAACAAACCUCUACUCAGACUAAUGUUUCCACACCCAGACCUCCUUCUGCAGAUACAGGCGAAUCACCCAGCGCUAGCCCUCCGAGUUCUUCAGAAGCACUCCAUUCUAAACCAUCGAAACGCCUCAUGAUCCUGGCCGACUGCAAGUGGGUGAGCGACAGCGACCGCAGCCACGUGUUGAAGAAGCUGUGUGAGGCGAUGGCUCAGGAUCAACUGGACAGACCUUUCUGGAUCAAAAACUACCUCAUCACUCCAAUCGACGAGACAGUGGAUGAAACUAGCGGAAACAGGUGCAUCGAGUAUAAGGUCCAGAUCUCCACACCAAUUCUGGACAGGAAAAAGGCACCAGCCAAAAAAACAGUGACUCAUGGAAGGAAACGAGGCAUCAAACCAGCAGCUCAACACAGACAGGACAACCGCUCUGAUUUGAUUUCAAAAAAGGAGGAGCCUCCUAAAAGCUCAAAGAAUGUGAUGAAUCAGUCUUCCACAGACUCUGUGUCCAUGGAGUCUGUAGAAGACUGGCAGAAGGAAGUGAUGGAGGAGGAGCCCAUAGGGGAAUGGCAGAAGGAAGUGAUUAAGAAGGAGGAGGAGGAAGAGCUCAUGGAGGACUGCCAGAUGGAGGUGAUGGUGAAGGACAAGCCCACAGUAGACUGGCAAAAGAAGUUAAAAGUGGAAAUGGAUCCUUUGGAGCAAUGCCACAAAGUGGUGAUGGAGAAGAAGGAGCUUAUGAAGAACUGGCAGAAGAAGUUAAAGGUGGACAUGGAGGCUAUGGAAGACUUUCAGAAGCAGGUGACACCUACAAAGAACCCUGUAAAUGAGGUGGAGUCCAUAAAGAGGUUCCAAAAAGAGGUGGAGUCUACGAAGGAUUUCCAAAAGAAGGCGGAGUCUGUAAAGGACUUCCAAAAGGAGGUGGAGCCAAUAAAGGACUUCGAAAAGGAGGUAGAGUCUAUAAAAGACUUUCAAAAGGAGGUGGAGUCCAUAAAGAACUUCCAAAAGAAGGGGGAGUCUAUAAAGAACUUCCAAAAGGAGGUGGAGUCUAUAAAGAACUUCCAAAAGGAGGUGGAGUCUAUAGAUGACUGCCAGAAAGAAGAAAGGGAAGAUUAUAUGGAGAAGCAUGGAGAAGGCUUCAGACAUUAUAAGGCUAGACAUGAGCUGAAAAGAAGCACAGAAGAGUUAAAUUCAGUUAAGAAGAGGAGGACUGAAAUGUCUCUGCCUUUCCCUUUACUGGUGGGAGUAUCACCUUCUGGCUUUCUCUCAGCCAAUAAGAAAAAGCCAGGAGGAUCAGCAGAUGUGAUACAGGUCAAUGGGAAGCAAUACCCUUUAGCAAAGAUCAAGUUGGGCAGGAUGGGGGCGCUUCAUCCAGCCAAUCGUCUGGCAGCUUAUCUAACAGGCAGAGUGGGGUCUACAAAGCAGCAACAGUCUUCUUCAUCGUCCGAGCCGUCUUGCAGUCUUCAGAGUUUGCCCCACGUCACCUCUUCAGCUUAUUGUGUCCCACCUGCUUCUGCAGCCUCCACUGUUGCUCCUGCAGCCACCACUGUUGCUCCUGCAGCCUCCACUGUUGCUCCUGCAGCCUCCGCUGUUGCUCCUGCAGCCUCCACUGUUGCUCCUGCAGCCUCCGCUGUUGCUCCUGCAGCCUCCACUGUUGCUCCUGCAGCCUCCACUGUUGCUCCUGCAGCCUCCGCUGUUGCCCCAGCCUCCAUUGUUGACCCAGCCGUGGUCCAGUCACAGCCUCCAGCCACUCCUCUCACUCGUCCCAUCCCUCUUCCCACCCCUUCUACAGACUCUGAGCCACAGAACUUGGUUGUUGGACCUCCAAACCCACCUCAGAACUCGGCCCCACCUCAGAACUCGGCCCCACCUCAGCCGCUGCUGAUUCAGGUUCCAAAUCCUCCUAAUGUGGCUGCUCCUUUGCUCCCGCCCCGGAUCACUCAGCUCCCAGGCCAAAGGAUGAUCCUGAAGCCAGUCCGGUCACCAGCGGGUGUCCAGUAUUACCGAAAACCCGACGGAGUCUUGGUCCAGCUGAUUCCCACCAGCCAGCUGAGGCCCGGUAAUCCAUCAGCAACCGUUCAUGGAGGAAACUCUGAGGGACGAAACUUGGUUGUUGGACCUCCAAACCCACCUCAGAACCCGACGACACCGACGGACCCCCAGCCGCUGCUGAUUCAGCUUCCAAAUCCUCCUAAAGUGGUUAAUUUGCUCCAACCCCGGAUCACUCAGUUCCCAGGCCAAAGGAUGGUCCUGAAGCCAGUCCGGUCGUCAGCGGGUGUCCAGUAUUACCGGAAACCCGACGGAGCCUUGGUCCAGCUGAUUACCCCCAACCUGCCGAGGCCUGGCAAUCCAUCAGCAACAGGUCAUGGAGGAGGCCGUUCUACUUCCUGCGCCCCGCUGCCUCCAGUAGCCGCGGUGAAGAGGCCAGCUCUGACCAACCUGUCCUCUUCUUCCUCUGUGGUUUUACCUUCACCGUCCCCAGGAGCUUCGUCUUCCUCCUCCAACCCCCCCCUGCCGCCCUCCGUCCUUCUGUCCUCACAGAACACCUGCACGUUUAGAAUCGUCCCCACCCACCCGGUCAAGGACCCCAUCUUUAUCCAACUCCCUUUCCUGCCCUCCACCCAAAUGGUGGGACCAGAACGCGGCCUCAUACGGCUCCAGGGCCCCAGCCAACCUGUGAACUACACCCCCCCGAAUCCUGUAGUGUGUGAAAAAAAUGACACUCCAGUCGAUCGCCACGACGAUUCACCGCAGACCCUGCUGAUGGUCCAGACGGCCGCUCAGAGGGGGCCUUCACCUCCGCCGCAGGCCCCCCCGCCUGGGCCCACCCCUGACUGUCACAGCCCUAAAGAGGAGUUUGCCUUUGACGCCAUGGACCUGAACGUCGUGUUUGUGGACGAAGUGGUGGACUUGGUGUCCAGCAGCGAGACGGACGACUCGUCCGACUUCAGGGAGUCUGAGAGCGAGGACGAGAAGAAUCAGAAUGCAAAUCACUCUAAAGGAGACGUGGAGAAGAAGAAAAACCGGCCGAGGAGUCGUGAUGGAAACCAGUCAGUUCUGCCUCCAUCAGCAGCGGGUCAGGCUGCAGCUGGCAGGACGGAGGUCCAGGGUCUGAUCUACAUCUCAUCUGAGGAGGAAAGCCCCAAGAGGAAAACCGUCACUAAUGGCGCUGCUGCUGGUGCUGCUGGUGAGCUGACAGGUGAUGGCCAGCUGGCAACCGGUCAGCAGGAGGCUUGGAGCGGUAGUUUGGAAAACCUGGAGGGGAACAGUGGAGGUGGAGCAGCUCAGCAGCAGACAAACUUGGAAAUUGAAGGUAACUCCGGAAAUUGUCAAAGGACCCAGAUUAACGUUCAGCACCACGAAUCCAAUGAAAGUUGCAGAAAGCAUCGAGCCCAGAUGAAGCAGAUGUUCCUCCAGUUAAAGAGGGAAGUGGUACCAGCCGAUGACGGCAUGUCCAGAACCUCCCUGCUGGAAAAGGCUGUGCAGCUGAUCCAGGAGCUGAGGUGCUGUGAGGAAGACCUGAAGAGGAAGAAGAGGAGCCUGGAGCAGAGACGGGAUGAGUUCCUGUCCAUUCUGGUUCCGUCAGCAGGUGAUGGCCAGAUGGGAACUGGUCAGCAGGAGGAGCUGGAGGCUUGGAGCGGUAGUUUGGAAAACCUGGAGGAGAACAGUGGGUGUGGAGCGGCUCAGCAGCAGAUAGAGAUGACCAUUAAUUCAGAUUCGGAACCUGAAGUGGACUCUCCAAUCUCUCCAAGAACCGAGCAGCUUGGUCAGGCUCCUCAGGAGGUCCAGAAGCUUCUGACAGAGGCGGAGAGCCUGUGGUCCAAUCAGAGCUUGAAGAAAGAAGGUAAUCAAGAUGCACACACUGAGGAUGUCGACGGCACACCAGGGACAGAUACGCCGCAGCACCUGCUGACCAAUCAAAAGCAGCCCGAGAUGGAGGGGAGGCAACACACAGCCAAUGACGUCCCAGCGGAGGGCGACCACUGUGUAGCCGUUGCUACGGGAGACGAUGGCCCCCUGCAGGCCACGCCCGCUGCCGUCCAUCUGCAGCCUCUCCGUCAGCCCGUGUCCAUGGGCGCGCCGGCUCCUCCAGACACGAAACGGAUAAAGACCGUUCCAAACAUUCUGUCUCGCAGCAGGAACCAAGAGCUGCCUCAGAAAACGUCAGCUAAGAAGGCACCACCCAAGGACAAAGUGCUGUUUGCCGCUCCUCCAGGAAGUACACCGCACCGAACCCAGGAGCUUCAGCCACUGCUGGCUGCAGCUCCGCCUGCGUUUCUGCUGCUGUCUGCUGAACCCAGCCAGAUGGGAGUCCCCCUCCAGGGGCUGGCUCCGCCUCCUCAGGGUGCAGCUCCGCCCCCUGGUUUUGCUUGCCCUCCCUUAGACGUCGGACAGUCUGAUCCUGCUGGACAGACGGCCCGACAGGACUCGGACAACGAGAGCCUGUCUUCCCUUCUUAACGAAAUAGUUUUUCUUAACCAGCAGACUGUUGCCACGGCUACAACAGCGGUGAUUGAUCCGCCGGUGGCGAGCGGAUCCGAGGAACAGAAGCGUGCCUCCGAGCACCCAGGGCCAAUUUUAGGGAGCUCUAAUGAAGGUGUGCUGGCCCCGCCCCCUCUGCUGCACAUGAAGGUGGGAGGAGCCAAAGAGGCGGGACUAGGCAGUAAUAAUGGAGCAACAGUGGGAGGGGCUGGGGCCGGCGGAGUGGCUUGGAGGCCCAUGCCGAGGCUGGUUCCUCUGGGGCUGAGGGGAAACUCCCCCAGCUGACUUCACGUCACCCGGGCAACGACCAUCAAUGACUAGGAACGUGUUUUCUUUCUGCUCCCGAAACCGAAUCAGAUGGAUUUAUUCAUCACGGCUCUGAUUUUUCUGUUUGAGCUCUCACAACCUCCGAGUUCUGCGAUAAAGCUGCAACUUUUCUGCUUUAGACUUUGUGGACUGAGAUGACGUCAGCCGCCCUGGAGCAGAGCAGAGAGGAGCCGAUCCGCUGAUCUCCACACAUUUUGGUUUUCAUCUUUUGAUAGACAGAGAAAUCCACAGAUGUUGCCACCCAAGAAAGUCUCAACAUUACCAGGCACAGCCUUCGUUAACAGGAUAAAAGGUGUUGAAGGAAAAAGAUGGAUGCCUCAAAUUCAGACAGCAGAAACCUGGACUGGUUCACAGUCAUUGGACUACAGACUCUCAUUUAUAUAUAUAAAUAUAUAAAAAGAAAAACUCAAACCAAGUUAUUACCAACUUCCACUCCAUAGUUAUCAUAUCUGAGAGAAUAUAAGUUAAUUUCCCUUGAAGAAUAUCUUUGUUUUUUUUUUUCUAAAUUUGACUCGGUAAAGUUUGGUGUACAAUAAUAAAAAUUCCACUUUCUACUAAAUAUUGUUUGCUGCUAAAUAUUCUACUUCUACUUUCAGUCAGAGGUUUGUUGACAUGCAGUAUUCACUUCCUUCACACUGACCCACUCUUCAUGUCGAGCCUUCUCCUGAAACAGCCUGAGAUGAUUCCGGAGUGAAAUGCUUCAGGCUGGGUUUGUUUGUUUGGAAGUUCAAAUAAGUGCAAAUUGUUGUUCUUUAAGGGUUCUGCCUUGUGUCGCUUAAGUUUGGAAUUUAUUUUUAUUUGUGUUAAAAACUUUUGAAGUAGAUGAUGUUACUUGUUUAACACUUUAAUAUUAAUAAAGAUUUUUUUUAAAGUAAA